AAAUGUAUCUGCAAUAGUAGUUAACUAAAAAAAAUAACAAAGUGCAUUUCUUUAUAACACAACACUAUCAACAGCCUUAAUACAAGGACUUAAGCCUCUGAACCAUGUCAUUUAAAUAAUGUCCUCGUGUGCAUAUCGAAAACCCAAAUUUACAUCUGUCGUUGGUUGCGAGAAAUACACUUCACUCACUUCCAACAUCCGUUCUACCUGCUUUCAUUGAGCAAUAUUUUACCUAUUUGUACCAAAAUCGGUUUCGUUUUUAAACCUUUUCAUGAUGUGUAUGAAAUGAAUUGCCUGCAAAGACUUAAGGCAUUAAAACAAAAGGAUACACAUAAAACCAUUAGGUUUACUAUUUCUCCUAAUAUUCUUUUAUUGGUUCUAUAAAAACAUUUUCUCUGUGCAAAUAAUCCCACCUGAUGAAUUGCAAUUGAAAAUGAAGGCACUUAUGGAGCGAGUUGAAACAACUCGUGCUGAAAAUCCUGCACUUUUUUGUUUAGUGGCCUCAUCGUCUUUAGGAGCAUUGGCCGUUUUGGGACAUUAUUUAUCCGGUUCAACGGUUGUGCUAAUUUGUCUUAUUGCUGCUGUUAUAUUUUCAACUAAAUAUAAUUUCAAAAUUUUGAAAAGAAAGAAAAUAGAUAAUACAAAUUUGAUUAAAUUACAAGAAAAUGAAUUUGAUGAAUUUUUACCCGAAGUCAAUGAGAGUAAUAUGUCGCUUUUGGAGCGUGCCAGUGAUCAAUCCAGUGUCGCCCUUCCUGCCGAGGAGGGUGAAGAAAAAAGUGAGGAAAUUCCCUCAUUUUUAAUGAUCCCUGAUUGCAUACCCGAAAUUGACGAAAACUCAACUGACGAGGAUGAUGCCUUGGGUAUAGGUGUACCCGACGAAAUAUUAAACGAACAUCGAUCUCGAUCUGCCGAAAUCGAGUUCAAAAAAGGACAUUUCAAAAAGGAUUCUUCCGUAUCGACAUCUUCAUCGUCCGAUGAAGAAAACCUAUCCAAGGGUUUGAAAUUUCCCGAUCAUUCGAAUGUCGAAGAUCAUGGAUCAUCAACAACACAAUCAAAACAAUCUGAACUCAGUCAACAAAUGCAACAGUCUCUGAUUAUGUCGCGUACCAUUUUACCAAGUCUUGUUACAGGAUUGGUAUCAUGGGCAGGUGGCAGUAGUGCAGUUGCUACAGCUGCUGCUGUUGCAAUUGAUAAUCACACCAAGAGUGAAUUACAUCGUGUUGGACACGAUGACAAUAAUAAAACAUACUCAGAUGAAGAUGAAAGUGAUUACGAAAUAGUUAAUACUGACGAAUAUCAGUAAUCUACAAAAAUAUAAAAUAAAAAACAAAUUUUAAAACUAAAGAAUUAAAUAUUGAGAUUGAAAAAUAAUAUUUAAAUGUAACAAUCUAUAAUAAUUGUAGUAUUCUACAAAUAAAAAAAAAAAAAACAAGAAAGAAAGAAAUUAUUAGAAUUAUUAAUCAGAAAGCAAAAUGUCAAAGAGUACUAAAUCCUAUUUGAUUAUUAUUAAAAUAAAUUAAUAAAUAUGUAUGUCAUAAUGUUUUAUGUUAAAUCACCAAAAAUAUAAACAAAACAAAUAUUAUUAAUAUAUUCAUAAAUUCAAAAACAAAAACACAAAAUUCAACCAACUUGGAUGAAUGGAUUUAUCUUGCAAAAUUCUGUUUUCUUUUCGGAGGCUCAAUAACAACAAACAAAAUAUGGCUUUAAAAAUUGUUUUUUUUUUAUUGUUUUUUUUCUAAGUUUGGUCGGGCGACUGGUAAAUGCCGAUACCAAUUUGUUCCGAGGGACACCUAAGAGGAUCAUUUUCGCUCAAAUGUUUUAAACAAGAAAAACUUUCUCAGCAUAUUCCAAUCCCAAACUUAAAACAGUUAGUAAAAUUCCUGGAGUAUCAAAAGGGAAAAGUUGUAAAAGGGAUGUUCCUUAAGGAAAAUUACAUAAAAUUAGUAUUGAUAACAAAAAACCAUUACAUUGUUGUUUUAUUUAAUAUAGUGAACUCUUUUGGUUUCCAAGUCCAAAUUCACAGAAAGCAACUUAAAUACCAUACACUUACAAAAUUUAAGUUCAUCUUGUUUCAAUUGGAAUGUUUUCUUUUACUAAAUAAUGGUUAAAUAUUGACUUAAAAAAAGAAAACAAACUUGCAAGAUCUAUUCAACAAAACAAGCAAAGAAAUUUUAAAAAAACAUAAAAUCGAAAAUAUUAAAUUAUUUUUAUAUUUUCCAAAAAAUAAAUGUUGACAAAAUGGCAAUCUGUGGAGAUUGCAUUGCAGUAAAGGUCAGUUGAAGUUUAUGCUAAUAAAAUCAAUGUGCUAAUUAGAUAA
Molecule: messenger RNA, 2317 nt
Organism: Episyrphus balteatus (marmalade hoverfly)
Lineage: Eukaryota; Metazoa; Arthropoda; Insecta; Diptera; Syrphidae
Exons: 3
Coding region: 434-1303 (289 amino acids)
Source: RefSeq, a predicted model, not a curated record